GGCGUGUGGGCUGCCGAGCUGUGCUGAUGGGGUGUGGUGGGGUGGGGUGGGCUGGAGUGGUGAGGGUUGGGUCAGCCUACCGUCAGUGUAAGCCUGUUAUAGGAGUUUUGGGCCAUUCUAAGAUAAGGAAGGGCACUUCUCCCAAUGAAUAAAGUAGAAAAAUUAUAAUCAACACCAGUUAAUCCUGAGAAUGGAUUGACUUGUCCCCAGGCUUUCUAUAUGAAAGAACAAUCUCACAAUCUCAUAUAGACAAGAGGAGAGGUGAUCCAGAGAGAUGGCAUCGGAGAAGGAGAUGAGAAACAUAGGUGAAGCACACCCAAUGAAGAGUGGAGAUGGUCUUUAUAGCUACUCCAACAACUCUUACUUACAGAGAGGAGUUAUGAACGCUGCCAAGCAAAUUGUGAGUGAGGCAAUUGUGGAAAACCUUGACAUCCUCAAAUUUUCUCCUUCAACCACCGUAAGGGUGGCUGACCUGGGUUGUUCAGUUGGGCCUAACACCUUCUUUGCAGUGCAAAACAUACUGGAAGCUAUUGAGCUCGAGUGCCAAAACCAAGGGCUCGAUUCCCAAAUCCCUGAAUUCCAAGUCUUCUUUAAUGAUCACACCUCCAACGACUUCAACUCUCUAUUCUCAUCCCUCCCUCCCAAUAGGCGAUAUCACGCUGCUGGGGUUCCGGGUUCUUUCUACUCUCGCCUGUUUCCCAAUCGCUCUCUUCAUAUUGUUCAUUCAUCCUGCGCCAUUCAGUGGCUUUCAAGAGUGCCAAAGAAGGUGGUGGACAGAAGUUCUCAAGCCUGGAACAAAGGAAGGAUCUAUUACCCAAGUGCUGCGGAUGAAGUUGUUGAGGCCUAUUCAGCUCAGUGUGCAGAGGACAUGGCACGGUUUUUGCAGGCGAGGGCACAAGAGAUUGCAGAUGGAGGGUUGAUGAUCCUAAUCUUUGCAGCCCGCCCUGAUGAAAUUCCUCAUUCUCAACUCGUUGCCAAUAUAAUGCACGACAUGUUGGGAUGUUGCCUCAUGGACAUGGCCAAAAAGGGAAUAGUAAGCGAAGAGAAAGUGGAUAUGUUCAACUUGCCAGUGUAUCACAUGUCUGAUCAAGAGCUGGAAGCGGCUGUAGAGAGAAAUGGAUGUUUCAGCAUUGAGAGAAUGGAGAGCCUACCUCCCAUCUCAAGUACUUUACAGUCACUUGUAAGCACUCGUCAUAAAGCCCAAGCAAUCUCAUUCCACGUAAGAGCUGCCAUGGAGGACCUCAUCAAGGCACAUUUUGGAGAAGAGAUCCUGGAUCAACUCUUUGACUCGUAUUCUAAAAAACUUGAACAAGAGUAUUCCCUGAUUGAGUCAGCUGGGACAUCAGCACUGAACUUGUGUGCUGUGCUCAAACGCAAACUAUGAAUUGCUGAGACCGUCCUCAUUUCUUUACCUUUCCCUGUGAUUUUUCCCUUGCUUCAUAACAGUACGAGAGGGUAUUUUGUUUCAAACUUGUGGGUACAUUACAGAUUUGCUUUCAGAGGGUAAUCAUCAAGACUGCUUUUGUAUGGUGGAAAGCAUAUUGUCUCUCCAGUCUCUGAAGUUAAUCAUUAUUACGAUUUAUUCA
Molecule: messenger RNA, 1586 nt
Organism: Vitis vinifera (wine grape)
Lineage: Eukaryota; Viridiplantae; Streptophyta; Magnoliopsida; Vitales; Vitaceae
Product: loganic acid O-methyltransferase
Exons: 3
Coding region: 275-1384 (369 amino acids)
Biological process (GO): methylation
Molecular function (GO): S-adenosylmethionine-dependent methyltransferase activity
Source: RefSeq, a predicted model, not a curated record